Etheostoma cragini (Arkansas darter) is the source of this 4061-nucleotide messenger RNA. RefSeq names its product ras and Rab interactor 2-like. Gene Ontology annotation, biological process: signal transduction; vesicle-mediated transport. The annotation marks the transcript as partial. The record is from RefSeq and is a predicted model, not a curated record. Lineage: Eukaryota; Metazoa; Chordata; Actinopteri; Perciformes; Percidae. Gene Ontology annotation, cellular component: cytosol; endocytic vesicle. The transcript is spliced from 6 exons. Gene Ontology annotation, molecular function: guanyl-nucleotide exchange factor activity; small GTPase binding.
GUGAGCCAGAGAAGCUUUAGCCUGUGCAGACACAUCAGUGUGUCCUCUGCAACACCGUCAGAACUUUACAGAGAAGUUAGACUGAGUGUGCGACCGACGGCUCGUCUGAGUGUCAGUGAGCUUUGGGAUCACAGCUUCUGGGAUGCUCAGUGUUGCCACAGGAGGAAGGACUCUGUCUCCUUGUCGGGAAUAGCUGCUCCCGACAGACCACCUCCACCUGCCCAGAGCCCAGUCUCCUCAGCCACCAGCCAAGGGCGUCCUCGGCUUUUAACCCGCACCCCAUCAGAGCUUGAGUGUUGCCAGUCUAACGGAGCACUUUGCUUCAUCAACCCCCUCUUCAUAAAGAUUCACCAACCAGAUGGUGACCACAGCACCGCUUCAAAUCACACUGGUACAGCAAAGCAAGGCCUGGGGGAGGAAACCGUCAGAAACAGCCUAGAAACCAACAACACAGACGAUCAACACCCUUGCAGUCAUCAGGUCUGUAGUUUAGAGCAAAGUGACAGCAGCCAUUUUGCUCUAAGAAACCUCGAAAGAAACACAGAGUUACCAGACGUUGACAGCCAAACCAGCAUCAGCGGCAGCAAGAAGCUAAGCGCUGCAGACUACAGGCCACGGUUCCCGCCUCCACGUCCACCCCCGCCUCGCAUUGUGCUGCAACGCUCAGCCCCUCCUCUCCGACAGCGCAGUAUGCCGGAGAAGAUUGCCUGGAUCAACAUCCCCAAGGAGAAGAUAGAGGAGAAGGAGAGGGGCAGCAGCCUCCUUUCUCGUCUGGGCUCCUCACUAAGCAUCAGCCCCUCGUCCUCCCCUCCCAAGAGAUUUAGCAUCAGCUCCCCCAUAUCCAUCCCCCGGCCCUCCCUGCCCAUCUCUCUAUCAUCUCUCUCUUCCUCUCCACGCCGGGCCAAGGCCUCCCCAUCAUCCAGCCAGGAAGAUGCCCAGUGCCACCUGGCACUGGAGGACCAAACCAUAGAGAAGGCCCUCAUUAGGGCCAGACUGUCUCGGUGUAAUGCCAUCAGAGCAUCCACCCAGGGCUACAGUAGUCCUCCAAACCCUUUGCUGAUGACACCAAGCAAGCAGGCAGAUGAGACUGGAGGAGAGGAAGAAGAAACAGGUGAGGAAUGCAGUGGCGGCGGCCAGCGGCUGAGCGACAUGAGUCUUUCUACAGAUUCCUCAGACUCUCUGGAUUUCUCUCAGUCCUCUGCCUUCUUCCUUCCCCCUCUGCAUGACCCCAGUCCGCCCACAGUGGAAGACUUUAACACCCACCUCCCCCUCUCCCUGCCACCGUCCCACCUGCCUUACUGCAGUAUGGAGGACGACGAUGACGAGGAAGACGAUGAGGAAGAAGAGCCCGACUAUGGUGUUAGUCUGGAGAGCGACCAAGACCAAGACCAGGACCUGACCAUGGUGCCGCCGGGCCACCGCACAAAGCGACGCCCCAGUGCCAGCGCUCUGGUCCUGCAUAAGGCCCUGCGAGGGCAGCUGCGCAAGAUGAGCGGUGUUUUCAACUCACUGCUGACGCCUGAGAAGAGGGCGAUUCGCAGGGUGCUGGAGCUGUCCCGGGAUAAAGGCUCAUACUUUGGCUGCCUGGUGCAGGACUACCUGAGCUACAUGAGGGAGGGUGCGGGCACCCAGGCCUGGCAGAGCUACGCCUCCGGACUAGAGCUGCUGCAGACUCUCCGCCAGUUCAUUACUCAGAUGAAGAGCUACCUGCGACAGAGCUCCGAGUUGGAGCCACCACUCGAGAGCCUCAUUCCUGAAGACCAGAUCGACCAAGUCCUGGAAAAAGCCAUGCACAAGUGCGUCCUAAAGAGCCUGAAACCGGUGGUGAGCGCCGCCCUGCAGGAGUUCCAGGUGCGCAGUGGUGAGUGGCAGGAGCUAAAGGAGAACCUGGCGUUGGCCAAGUCCCGGCAGCCACAGGAAAUGGGCGUGGCCGACGCACUGCCGCCAGACCCCGUGGCCAUAGAGAAGAUCAAGCACAAGUUCCACACCAUGAGUAAGCUGUACUCUCCUGAGAAGAAGGUCACCAUGCUGCUGAGAGUCUGCAAGCUCAUCUACACCAUAAUGGAGGACAACUCAGGUCGUCUGUACGGUGCUGAUGACUUCCUGCCCAUGCUGACCUAUGUGUUGGCCCAGUGUGACAUGCCCCAGCUGGACAACGAGAUCCUUUACAUGAUGGAGCUGCUGGACCCCUCUCUGCUCCAUGGGGAAGGUGGCUACUACUUGACCAGCGCAUAUGGAGCCAUGUCCCUGAUUCGAAACUUCCAGGAGGAGCAGGCAGCCAAAGUGCUGAGCUCUGAAACCAGGAACACCCUCCACCAGUGGCACCGCCGACGCACCACCCAGCGCUCGGCCCCGUCCAUUGAUGACUUCCAGAACUACCUGCGGGUGGCGCUGCAGGAGCUGGACAGUGGCUGUACUGCCAAGACCAUAAAGGUCCGCCCGUACGCCUCAGUGGAGGAGGUGUGCCGCCUGUGCGCCCAGAAGUUCAAAGUGUCAAACCCUGAGAACUACGGCUUGUUCUUGCUGAUGGAGGGCAACAGCCAGCAGCUGGCACCGGACACCCAGCCUCAGAAGAUCAAAGCAGAGCUCCUCAGCCGUUCGCAGGCCACUCCCUUCUACUUUGUCUUCCGCCGCAUGGCCAACAGCAACGCCUCGCCGACAGAGUCCCUCAAUCUCACACCCAACCUCAACAGCCUCACUGUGGCCGCAAACCCCCACGCAAACCUGAAUCAGCUCAGCAUAGCUAUGUCCUCCUCCCCCCAGCCCAAUCUCAGCUCAGGUCUCAGCCCCACUCUGAGCCUCAGUCUGCCGCCAAGCCACAUCAAAAGCAGCUCUAUAUCUCUAUGACUGUAACAGAGUGUGACCCAUGGAUGUAUUAUAAGACCUGGAUGCAGCUUUAUUGGCCAAGCCCCGUUCAUUCCUAUGGGAUUUGUUUUGUGGUCCAUCCGCCAAAACGUGUCUAAGCUUGUAGGUUUGCUUCCGUGAUACGUGACCACUGACUAUGCCCAACAGUGUUUCUCUUGCUCGGCAUAGACUUUUUGAAGUGCUUUUCUUGACUUAAGGGAAGGGAAAGAAAAAAAAAGAAAAAAUCCAUGGAUUAAAAAGUUCAGAAUAAAAAGAGUCAUAACCAAGCUUGUUUGCAGUUGGAAGUGUCCUUGGCAGCAGUUUUACACGUUUCUUUUACAAUAGUGGACUAUGGAGGAAAUCCUUGCUGAGUUGCAGAGGAAUUUUUUGUUGCAAUACGGCCAGUGGCCAGUGGACAAAACCAGUGGAGGGGCUGAGUGCUGUAUAUCGGGGGCCUGGUUUAAACGGGGGUUUUGCCUCCCAGCAGUGACAGUUUGGACCAUUAUCUCUAACAAACAGGGUUCUACGAGACCUAAAUAGGUUCAACCGGGCUGUGUAUCUUCACACUCUGACUUCUCCUUUUGGAUGGCACGUCUAUCUCAAUCCCACUUGCUGGAAAGUUCGGUCAGAAGACACUAGUGAAAGAGAAAAAGAAGAAAGGAGGAGAAGAAAUGAAAGAGAUUAUUUUGUUUACUUCCUUGGUUGGCUCUAUAUCUUGCAUCAGAGCAUCACUUUGCUGAACACAACUCUUAAACAGUUAAGGUAGAGAUGUUGGUGAUAAACUAAAGGUCACACCAACACUAAAAUGUUUUUUUGCAUAUUCAGGGUCAGCUGUUCUUGUUCUUACCUUUAGAGUAAAUAGAGCUCUGAUACAUGUGAGACUAUUAUUUGGUCAAUCCUUUUAAAUAUACAACAGAUGGUUUAUUUAGGUGAUAGGUGUGUAACUUUGAUUUACUUAUAACAGUUGCUGGUAAACUGUUAUCAUGUUGUUUGUGUUUUGAAACUGUUAAUCCUCCAGAUUGUUUCUAUGUUUUGAUGGGUGUGGCGACCCCCAGUGGUGGCUGUUGCACAAAGCAAGAGUCCCAUCUGAAAGAGAACAGUGAUGGCCUCAGGUGGGAAGCAACACACAUUACUGCAACGCAAUACAUUGUACUGCAACAAAAUCCACCAAAAUUCAAAAGAAGAAGAACUCAACUGAAAAGCUACAACCUUAAGGA